Molecule: messenger RNA, 993 nt
Organism: Closterium sp. NIES-65
Lineage: Eukaryota; Viridiplantae; Streptophyta; Zygnematophyceae; Desmidiales; Closteriaceae
Source: the annotation of a GenBank genome assembly
AUGAUCGAUCUCAAGAUCGUGGGCAGCCUGUGCGUGCACCCCUGCGCCUUUGCCUGGAAGCUCAACCGCGGCAUCCGAGGCAUGCCUCAAGCCAUGCUCGCCAUGCGACAAUUUCAACCACCGGCACCAGCAGCACCAGCAGCAGCUGGAGCAGCUGGAGCAGCAGGAGGAGGAGAGGGUGGGAAAUCUCUGGGUGGUAGCCCUGAUGCCGCUGGUGGAAGCAAAGUGCAAGGCAAAUCGCGUGGCGGGGUUGUGCAGAACGAGGUGCGGUGUCUGGAGCGCAACAGGGAGGCGCUGAGCCCAGCGUGGGCGGCCAUGGAGGAGCAGCAGGCUGUGCAGCUGUCCCCCAAGCUGGCAGCCGUGGUGGCGAUCGUGCGCACGGCGAUGCUCAUGGGCGAGAAGGUGGUGGUGUUUGCAGAGGAGCACGUUCACCUGGACCUCGUGGUGGGGUCGCUGUGCCACGCCCUGAACUGGACACAAGACGAGCAGGUGUUGAGGGUGGACGGCAGCAUGACUCAGGCGCAGCGCAGCGACGCCUUCGAGCGGUUCCAGAAGGAGGUGGUGCCGCAAGCAGCGGUAAUGGUGGCGGCCGUGAAGGCAUGCGGGCUGGGCAUCGACUUCACCGCGGCCUCGCGAGUCGUCAUGCUGGAUGCUCUCUGGAACCCGGCCUCUGACCAGCAGGGUAAGGUGCCGGGAAGUUCUCAGAGUGUGGCACUCAGGGCAGCAGCAGCAGGUGGUGCACACUCAUUGGCUGCUGUCCCUCCCUCCGCAGCAAUCUUCGUCCCCCCUCCCCACCUGCACUCCCCACAGGCCAUCUCGCGGGUGUGGCGCACAGGGCAGCAGCGGCGGGUGCAUGUGUAUCGACUGCUGCUGGAGGGCAUGGGGGAGAUCGCCUGUGCUGGCGGUCACUCUGAUUGCGAUGGGCAGCGGCUGAUUUGCCGGGUGGAGGUGCAGAGGAAUGGUGUUCCCACCACUGUACAUUUGGGUAGAUAG